Monodelphis domestica (gray short-tailed opossum) is the source of this 1178-nucleotide messenger RNA. It is a transcript of the gene KGD4, whose product is annotated as alpha-ketoglutarate dehydrogenase subunit 4. Gene Ontology annotation, cellular component: oxoglutarate dehydrogenase complex. Gene Ontology annotation, biological process: 2-oxoglutarate metabolic process. Gene Ontology annotation, molecular function: oxoglutarate dehydrogenase (succinyl-transferring) activity. The record is from RefSeq and is a predicted model, not a curated record. NCBI's taxonomy places the organism in Eukaryota, Metazoa, Chordata, Mammalia, Didelphimorphia, Didelphidae.
GUCACAGAACCCCCCGCCGUAGCCGGCGCCGCCGAAUCCCAUUAGUUCUCGGUUCUGCCCCGGAAACGGUACAUCCCUGGGUGUCGCCAUGGGCAGCAAGAUGGCCGCCGCCACUCGGGUCGUGCAGGUAGUUAAACCACAUAUUCCACUAAUAAGGUUCCCUGACAGAAAAGACAACCCCAAACUGAGUGUACCAGAAUCGUUUAAGUCAUCAGUGCUUCCAUCUCACUCUUCUGCAAUGUCACAGCAUUCUGUGGGUGGUAAAUCACCAGGUUUGCCAAUGAAUCGUGGUCCACCAGACACUGCUGAUAUAGUAAAAACAUUACCUCAGAAAUACAGGAGGAAACACUUGUCUCCAGAAGAGAUUGAAUUUAUUCAAGUAUGUUGUUUCCUUCAGUUAAUCUCAUAAAAAUGUGGUAGCAUUUUUUGAAACAUUAUGUAAUCUUUUUUUUUUUUCUUGCAGCGUGGAGGUCCAGAGUAAUCACUGACAAGCCUAUUAUUUAUGAUUGUCAGACAUAGAGUGGUUGUCUUCACAAUAAAGGCCUUCAAAAAUGACAAAUGUUAAAUUGUAUAUGAAGCCAAUAAUAUAAGAUUCUGUAUAAAAUGAAGGGUAGAAAAUUUAGAUAGAUAGAUGUUUAUAUCUUCCAAUUUGUUUCUAAGUCAGCUUGUCUAUAAGCUAACCUGAGGGUUUGAGAGUUGCUAUUUCAUAAAGUAUAGGAACUUGUAAUUUAGUUAGCUAAUUUACUUUUGAUUUUUAGUUAUCUCUAAUAGUUAACUGUUAAAAGUUCAGAUUUAAUUUCUAGUGACAUCAGAUUCCCUUAAUUUUUCAUUGUUUUUAUUUUUCUUUAGUAUUGGAAAGUACUGGUCAGGUAAAAUUGUUGUUUUUGGAGAGAUACCAAAGCCUUUAGAAUUCUGAGAAUCAGUGUUAUCCAUUCUGAAGGAUAAAAUUCAGCCAGAACAGAUCACUGUGUUGCUGAGAGUAGGACAAUAACUCAAAAAAUGUAUUUUAUAGAGAAGUUUCUCAGAAACCGUAAAAUGGAAAAUUUAAAAAUGGAAAUAAGAGGGAUUUUUUUAAAAGGUACGUCUUGAGAAGAAAACAUUUUGCCCUUUGAAUUUGUUAAGUUUUGAAUCAUGUAUUAUCUUGUGAGCAGAAAUUGAAUUAAAUAUUUAUUUUCCCA